AAAAACAUUAACGCUUUAGAUUAUAUGAACUUUAGUCGGGUGAGAUAGCUUCCAACUGGAAGCACAUUUAAUCACAUAUUUCUCUUCGUUUAUUAAUUGCUCCGCCUUUUAUAAUUGAUACAUCUGUUGAAAUAUAAUAGUAGUUUAUUGUAUUUUUUUUAUUUUUAGUUUAUUUAGACGAAUAAAGAACAUACGGGUGCAGCUUUACAAGUAAUCAUACAGUUUCAUUUGAAUAUUUAGAAGAUGCAAAAAUUGAUGUUCACAAUCUUUCUUCUCUUUCGUAUCGGUGACGGAAACGAGAAUUGUCAGAUUACCAGACGGAGCGAGUGGGCUGAUGUAGACGCAAAAAGCACAAAUUAUUUAAUUAUUCCCAUACCAUAUGUCAUUAUUCAUCAUACAGUUACCGCAGAAUGUGAUACUAGAAGUACAUGUACUGAUCAAGCCGAGAACAUUCGAUCUUAUCACAUGGAUAGUAAUGGAUGGGAUGAUAUAGGAUACUCAUUUCUAAUCGGUGGAGAUGGGAAUGUAUAUGAGGGCCGCGGCUGGAAUCGUGAAGGAGCUCAUACCAUUGGAUAUAAUAAAAAAUCUAUCUCGAUUGCUUUUAUAGGAAAUUUUCAAGAAAAGGCCGCAAGUGAUAAAAUGAUGAAUGCUGCGCAUAAAUUAAUUCAUUGUGGCAUAUCAGAAGGAAUACUUAGAGCAGAUGUUCGUGUAAUCGGUGCUAAACAAGUUACAGCCACUAAGAGUCCUGGAUCGCAACUUCAGAAGCAGAUUAGAAAUUGGCCUGAAUGGGUUUCUACUCCGUAACCGCAGAACAUAAAAGUUUAAAUGUAGUAUUUGUAUAGCAAUAACAAUGUUAUACGAAUAAUAUAAUUAACAGGGAAAAUGUUGAUUUGGGUAAUAUAUUUAGCAUCUUUUAUUUUA
Messenger RNA from Bombus pascuorum, 921 nucleotides. RefSeq names its product peptidoglycan recognition protein-like. Gene Ontology annotation, biological process: peptidoglycan catabolic process; innate immune response. The record is from RefSeq and is a predicted model, not a curated record. Bases 244 to 804 code for a protein of 186 amino acids. The transcript has 4 exons. Lineage: Eukaryota; Metazoa; Arthropoda; Insecta; Hymenoptera; Apidae. Gene Ontology annotation, molecular function: zinc ion binding; N-acetylmuramoyl-L-alanine amidase activity; peptidoglycan binding.